Impatiens glandulifera is the source of this 1497-nucleotide messenger RNA. RefSeq lists its product as uncharacterized. The record is from RefSeq and is a predicted model, not a curated record. The transcript has 9 exons. Bases 261 to 1253 code for a protein of 330 amino acids. Lineage: Eukaryota; Viridiplantae; Streptophyta; Magnoliopsida; Ericales; Balsaminaceae. Gene Ontology annotation, cellular component: membrane.
CCACUACUUCUUCUAGUUGUCCUGAUACGAGGAUAUCAUAAAAUAAGGGAACUCGAUCCUAGAGAUUUCCGCACCGCACCCGACCCAUGGAGAUUUCUGUUGGAGCUCAACAUUGAAUUGACGUGAUCUAACCUUGAACCGUACAAAUACAAUCACAAGUUUAACGUCGUCGUCGCGGUUCUUCUUUUCCAGAUAAAGCAACUAACAUAAUCGUUGUUCCAUCUUCCCAUUGAAUCCGAGUAAACUUGUUUUCUCACAGCAUGUCACUUCUUGUAACCAGCGACACUACCACACUGAGUUACUGGUUAAAUUGGAGAGUCUUUCUUUGUUCAGUAUGGGUCUUGGCGCCAAUACCCUUUGCUGUUUAUAUAUUAUGGAAAUAUGAAUGUCCAGACAACUCAAAAUCUGUCAAAAAUUGUCAUAAGGAACAUGAACGGAUAUUUUGGCAUGGAGAUGAAACCUGGAAGCCAUGCUUGAAACAAAUUCAUCCUCUAUGGUUGUUGGCUUUCCGACUUGUUGGAUUCUUUAUUCUUUCAGCGACACUUAUAGCUGAUCUAGUGGUCCAUGGAUUUGAUAUUCUACUUUAUUAUACUCAGUGGACUUUCGUUUUGGUAACCAUCUAUUUUGGGAUUGGAUCAAUUAUCUCCAUCUGUGGCUGUUAUCCACACUGCAAGAUUGCUACUGCACUCAAUGCUCAUCAUGCACAAAUGGAUACAGAGAAUGGAUUAUUCAUACCUCUCUCAUUUGAUGGUGCAUCACUUGAAGUUAGGAGGAAUGAGAAAAGCUCGAUAUAUGAUUUAGGGAAACUUGAGUUUGCAAAUUCAAGGCUGAGCCAAAUAUUUCAGGUUAUUUUCCAGAUGAGUGCUGGGGCAGUUAUGCUUACUGAUUGUGUUUAUUGGUUCAUAAUAUUUCCAUUCCUUACCCUCAAAGACUACGAUAUGAAUGUUUUAACAGUUUUAACACACUCAAUUAAUUUGGUUGUCCUUCUUGGUGAUACAGCUUUAAAUAGCUUGCGGUUCCCUUGGUUUCGGAUAAGCUAUUUCAUUAUGUUUACGGGUGUAUACGUCAUCUUUCAGUGGAUUAUUCAUGCGAGUCUCUCACUCUGGUGGCCUUACCCAUUUCUGGACUUAUCAGCAACCUUUGCUCCAGUGUGGUACUUGUCUGUGGCCUUGAUGCAUCUUCCAUGUUAUGCCCUAUAUGCAUUAAUCAUGGGACUGAAACGUUACAUUUUGUAUAGAUGGUUCCUUCAAUAAUCCAGAUAAGUAAUUGUCUUAGCCAACAGUAGAGAUGUAUAUUUCCUUUCCUUCAAAGCUUGCCCAAUCAAUCAAUGAGAAAAAGUUAUCUUUCAUUGACAAAGUAACUAGGAUGUUGUUGAUCUCAAAUGUAUGGCAACAGAGAUUUGAGUUCCUUAGUGGUUUACUUAUUGAAAUUUUGCUCUCUUCUAAUUCUUAUAUUUUAAAGUUACCACAUGCGAAAGAAUAAUUAUUUUUGUGUGUU